This is a messenger RNA of Trichoderma citrinoviride, 3078 nucleotides long. RefSeq names its product metallopeptidase. The record is from RefSeq and is a predicted model, not a curated record. Gene Ontology annotation, molecular function: metalloendopeptidase activity; metal ion binding. Gene Ontology annotation, biological process: peptide catabolic process. The transcript has 5 exons. Gene Ontology annotation, cellular component: mitochondrion; cytosol. NCBI's taxonomy places the organism in Eukaryota, Fungi, Ascomycota, Sordariomycetes, Hypocreales, Hypocreaceae. The coding region runs from base 1 to 3078 and encodes 1025 amino acids.
AUGGAGCGAGUGCCGGCGCCGGUCAAGGCUGAGGCCCAGGGCCCUAUUCGCCCAUCGUCGGUUGUGCUUCUGACCGACAAGUUGGAGAAGCCGUCGAUAGACGACCGCGACUACAGGGUCAUCCGCUUGGAGAACGAGCUCGAGGCUCUGCUGGUGCACGAUCCGGAGGCGGACAAGGCCAGCGCAGCGCUUGACGUCAACGUCGGUAACUACAGUGACGAGGCUGAUAUGCCUGGCAUGGCACACGCAGUUGAGCAUCUCUUGUUCAUGGGCACGAAAAAGUUCCCCAUCGAGAACGAGUACAGCCAAUACCUGUCCGCAAACUCCGGCAACUCCAAUGCGUAUACAGCCUCUACGUCGACCAAUUACUACUUCGAGGUGGCGGCCAAGCCAGCCAAUGACCAAGAUCCGUCAGAUACCAACCCCUCGCCUCUCCGUGGGGCCCUCGACCGCUUUGCGCAGUUCUUCAUUGAGCCGCUCUUCUUGUCCAGCACCCUGGACAGGGAGCUUCAGGCCGUCGACUCGGAGAACAAGAAGAACCUGCAGAAUGACACCUGGCGCAUACACCAGCUGGCCAAGUCUCUGUCGAACCCGAAGCACCCUUACUGCCACUUUUCUACCGGUAACCUGGAGGUGCUCAAGACACUCCCGGAGGCCAAGGGGAUCAAUGUCAGAGACAAGUUCAUUGAGUUUCAUGCCAAGCACUACUCGGCCAACCGCAUGAAGCUCGUCAUCUUGGGCCGUGAACCGCUUGAUGUGCUCCAGAAAUGGACCGUCGAGUUCUUCUCCGACAUUGUCAACAAGAAUUUGCCUCCCAACAGAUGGACGGAGGAGUCCCCGUUCCGCGAAAGCGACAUUGGUGUACAAUUCUUCGCAAAGCCGGUCAUGGACACAAGAGAGCUGCACCUGUUCUUCCCAUUCAUUGAUGAAGAGUAUCUGUACGAAUCUCAGCCUGGUCGAUACUGCUCUCACCUCAUUGGCCACGAGGGACCCGGCAGCAUCAUGUCAUAUAUCAAAAACAAGGGUUGGGCAAAUAGCCUCUCUGCCGGUGCUUCUCCGAUUUGCCCUGGCACGCCAGGCGUCUUCGAAGUUCAGAUCCGACUGACGGAAGAGGGCCUCAAAGUCUAUCCUCAGAUUGUCAACGUCUUUUUCCAGUACAUUGCUCUCCUGCGCGAGACGCCUCCCCAGGAAUGGAUCUUCCAGGAGCAAAAGGUCAUGGCCGACAUAGAAUUCAAAUACAGAGAAAAGGCUCCCGCGAGCCGGUUCACGAGCAGAGUCAGCUCCGUGAUGCAAAAGCCGUUGCCGCGAGAGUGGUUGUUGAGUGGCUACAGCCUCAUGCGCACCUUUGACGCAAAUCUCAUCCAACAGGCUCUAGCCAAGUUCCGCCCAGACAAUCUUCGUCUCUGCGUCGUUUCACAAACCUUUCCAGGUACCUGGGAUAAGAGGGAGAAGUGGUACGGUACGGAGUAUACAUACGAGAGAAUCCCCAAGGAUCAGAUGGAUGAUUGGAAGCGUGCCGUGGACACUCCAAGCCAGAGCCGGCUGUCGGAGCUGCAUCUGCCUCACAAGAAUGCCUUCAUUCCCAACAGGCUCGAGGUGGAGAAGAAGGAGGUGUCGGAGCCUGCAUUGGCACCUCGGAUCCUGCGAAACGACGAAGCGGCUCGAACGUGGUGGAAAAAGGACGACACUUUCUGGGUCCCCAAGGCAAACGUUAUCGUGGUCCUGAACAAUCCCCUCGUAAACGCUUCGGCUCAGGGUUACGUCAAGGCCAAGCUAUUUACGGAGCUGGUUCGCGACGCAUUGGAGGAGUACUCAUACGACGCAACCCUUGCCGGACUCGAAUAUACGGUGUCCCUGGACAUUCGAGGCCUCUGCAUCGAAGUCUCGGGAUACAACGAUAAGCUUCCCGUUCUUCUUGAGCAAGUCACCGCCACCCUGCGAGAUCUCCCGAUCAAGGAGGAUCGCUUCGCCGUCGUGAAGGAGCGCGUUACUCGUAGCUAUGACAAUUGGCAGCUUCACUCCGCGUAUCAACAGUCCGGAGACUACACGUCGUGGCUCAAUGCUGAACAUGACUGUCUGGUCGAGGAGCUUGCCGUGGAACUGCGAGAAGUCACGGUAGACGAUGUGCGGGAAUUCCAGAGGCAGCUGCUGGCCCAGAUGCACAUUGAGGUUUACGCACAUGGCAACAUGAAUAAGGGCGAUGCGCUGAGAGCGACGGAUACGGUUGUGUCCGCCCUGAAGCCCCGCGUCUUGCCCAAGUCUCAGUGGCCCAUCAUCCGUUCGCUUAUCUUGCCUUCUGGGUCAAACUACGUGUACAGAAAGACGCUGAAGGACCCCGCGAAUGUCAACCACUGUGUCGAGACAUGCCUGUACAUUGGCGAGAAGGGCGAUCGAGCGACCCGCGCAAAGACUCUCUUGAUGGACCAGAUGAUCCACGAGCCCGCGUUUGACCAGCUCAGGACGAAGGAGCAGCUCGGAUACAUUGUUUUCACCAACACGCGGCCCUUUGCCACCACCUAUGGCUUCCGCAUCAUGAUUCAGAGCGACAGAACUCCCGACUAUCUGGACAAGCGUAUUGAGGCCUUCCUGGUCUUGUUUGGAGUAAUGCUCAAGAAUAUGACGGAAGACGAAUUUGAGGGCCACAAGCGAAGUCUGAUCAACAAGAGGCUCGAAAAGCUGCGCAACCUCGACCAGGAGACCAACAGACAUUGGGCACAAAUCUCUAGCGAGUAUUAUGACUUUGAGCAAGCCCAGCAAGAUGCAGCCCACGUGAGGGCAAUCACAAAGGCCGACAUGGUCAGCUUCUUCGAGACGUACUUUAGCCCCUUCUCGAGCAGCCGAGCCCGCCUUUCGGUUCACUUGUGCGCUAGAGGUUCGGACGAACGGGACUCGAAAGAACUGGGGCUCCCCCAGGCUUCCCCCGAACUCUUGGAAACGCCAAGCAACAUUGCAUCAGCUGUAGACUCGGCAGUCGAAAUUACCGAUGGGCGACUGUACAAGGCCGGUCUGCGGGCAAGCUCUGGAGCUCGCCCCGUCAAGGACAUUGCCGAGUUCGAAGAGACGGAUCCCAAGCUUUGA